GGGGGUCAUGGUGCACCAGUCAUUGAAAGUAGGCAUGCAAGUGCAGCAGGCAGUGAAGAAAGCGAAUGAUAUGUUAGCAUUCAUUGCAAAAGGAUUUGAGUGUAGGAGCAGGGAGGUUCUACUGCAGUUGUACAGGGCCUUGGUGAGAUCACACCAGGAGUAUUGCGUACAGUUUUGGUCUCCUAAUCUGAGGAAUGACAUUCUUGCCAUAGAGGGAGUACAGAGAACGUUCACCAGACUGAUUGCUGGGAUGGCAGGACUUUCAUAUGAUGAAAGACUGGAUAGACUCGGCUUGUACUCGCUAGAAUUCAGAAGAUUGAGGAAGGGUCUUAUAGAACCGUACAAAAUUCUUAAGGGGUUGGACAGGCUAGAUGCAGGAAGAUUGUUCCCGAUGUUGGGGAAGUCAGAACAAGGGGACACAGUUUAAGGAUAAGGGGGAAGUCUUUUAGGACCGCGACGAGAAAAAACAUUUGUGGUGAAUCUCUGGAAUUCUCUGCCACAGAGGGUAGUCGAGGCCAGGUCAUUGGCUAUAUUUAAGAGGGAAUUAGAUGUGGCCCUUGUGGCUAAAGGGAUCACGGGGUAUGGAGAGAAGGGAGGUACAGGAUACGGAGUUAAAUGAUCAGCCAUGAUCAUAUUGAAUGGCGUUGCAUGCUCGAAGGGCCGAAUGGCCUACUCCUGCACCUAUUUUCUAUGUUUCUUUAUAACGGUUUCCUCCGCCAUAAACACACCCAAUAUGUGCAAGUAAUGUCCUGUUUGCCAGAUUGUUGACCCUCUGUUCCCCUCAUGCAGGGUUUAGGAGCCGUUGCUGUGGACGGAGAGACGGGGACGUGAGCGGUGGCCAGGGUGUCGGUGGGCCCCCUAUCUGCCCGGUGUGCGAGCUGAGCUUCGAUUGAGGACCAACAAGGAGAAGCGUUAUGAGUGUGACGUGUGUGGCAAGGCCUGGCGGUGCUUGAGCGAGCUGGAGGCCCACCGGCUGCUGCACACGGGAGAACGUCCCUUCAACUGCACGCGGCAAGAGCUAAUCUCACUACAAGUACCUGCAGGGGCACAACCGCGUGCACGCCAGCGAGAGGCCCUUCACCUGCCCCAACUGCGACACGAGCUUCAAGACGGCGAAUCACCUGAAGAUGGACCGGCAGGUGCACACGGGCGAGAAGCCCUAUGGCUGCCCCACCUGCGACAUGAGCUUUGUCCACUUGUCGUGGUUACGGAAUCACCUGCUGGUGCACAGCAGUGAGCGGCCCUUCACCUGCUCCGACUGCGGCAAAGGCUUCAAGUCGUCCAAUCACCUGAAGAGGCACGGGAGCCUGCACGCCAGCGAGCGCCCCUACACCUGCAGCGACUGCGGCAAAGGCUUUACCCAGUCCAAAGACCUGCAGUCCCAUCGGCGCCUCCACACCAGCAAGCGCCCCUACCGCUGUGAGCAGUGCGGCAAGGGCUUCACCCUCUCCAGUCACCUGCUAGUGCACCAGCGCACCCACACUGGGGAGCGGCCCUAUACAUGCGCCCAGUGCGGCAAGGGAUUCAUCCAGUCCCCUCACCUGCUGGAGCACCAGCGUACCCACACUGGCGAGCGCCCCUACACCUGCUCCCAGUGCGGCAAGAGCUUCACCCACUCAAGCACGCUGCUGUCCCACCAGCGCACACACACUGGGGAGCGCCCCUACACCUGUACCCAGUGCGACAAGCGCUUCACCCGGUCCAGUCAACUGGUGGAGCACCAGCGCAUCCACACCGCGGAGCGGCCCUACACCUGCGACCAAUGCGGCAAGAACUUCAACUUCUCCGGCAGCUUGCUGUCCCACCAGCGCACCCACACCGGCGAGCGCCCCUACGCCUGUGCCCAGUGCGGCAAGAGCUUCACCCAAGCCAGUCACCUGCUGAAGCACCAGCGCACCCACACUGGGGAGCGGCCCUACACCUGCACCCAAUGCGGCAAGGGCUUCAUCUGCUCCAACAGCCUGCUGGUGCACCAGCGCACCCACACCGGGGAGCGCCCCUACAUCUGCACCCAGUGCGGCAAGGGCUUCACCCGGUCUAGUCACCUGCUGGAGCACCAGCGCACCCACACCGGGGAGCGGCCCUACACCUGCACCCAGUGCGGCAAGGGCUUCAUGCGGUCCAGUCACCUGCUGGUGCACCAGCGCACCCACACCGGGGAGCGCCCAUUCACCUGCACCCAGUGCGGCAAGCGCUUCACCCGCUCCGGAACCCUGUUGGAUCACCAGCGCACUCACACCGGCGAGCACCUCUUCACCUGCACCCAGUGCGGCAAGGGCUUCACUCACUCAUCCAGGCUACUGUCCCACCAGCGGUUGCACACCGGCUCCCGUCCCAUCCCCAGCCCGGUGUGUGAAGAGCGCUCUGCCAUGGCCUCCCAUGCCCUGUCUCACCAGCGCGUGCACACCAGUGGCCAGCCCUACGACUGCCCGUACUGCAGUGAGGAGUUUGACAGCUUGCGGGGGUUGCGACAACACCGGCGGACCCACGCCGGCGAGCAACUGCUCCCACUGUGACAACUUAGAACGGGGGCUGCGGGAGAACCAGCGGAUACACACAGGAGACAGAUCCUUUGUGUGCGCUGGGUGUGGCAAGGGUCUCACCUGCUGGAGCACCCACGAGUCCACACUGGCCAGCGUCCCUUCACCUGCCCGAUCUGCGGCAAGGCCUUUGCCCGCUCCAGCCUGCUGGCACAACGCCACGUGGAUGGAUAGGCGCUGUUUAGAUAGAAACAAAAUGCUGGAAGGAAUGGGUAACGUUUCUGGGUCGAGACCCAUCUUCAAUGUCUACCCGAAAGGUCCCCCAUUCCUUGUCUCCAGAGAUGCUGCCUGUCCCGUCGUCUCCGCUCAUUCCAUGCUCUAGGCCCCCAUCCUCUCAUCGUCACCAUGGACGUCCAGUCACUCUACACCUCCAUCCCCCACCAGGAUGGUCUCAAAGCCCUCCAGUUCUUCCUCGACCAGAGAAGCAACCUAUACCCGUCCACUGAAACUCCUCCGCCUAGCGGAGCCGGUCCUUACCCUCAAUAACUUCUCGUUUGACUCCUCCCAUUUCCUCCAAACACAAGGCGUAGCUAUGGGCACGCGCAUGGGCCCCAGCUACGCCUGCCUCUUUGUCGGGUACGUCAAACAAUCCUUGUUCAAUAUGUACCAGGGCCCCAUCCCCGACCCCUACCUCUGCUGCAUCGACGAUUGCUUUGGUACCACCUCCUGCACCCACACACAGCUGACUGACUUUAUUCGCUUCACCACUAACUUCCAUCCGGCACUCAAAUACACUUGGACUAUUUCUGACACUUCCCGACCAAUCCUUGACCUCACUAUCUCCAUCGCAGGUGAUAGACUUCUGACCAACAUCCACUAUAAACCCAUGGCUAUCUAGACUACUCCUCUUCCCACCCUGCUUCCUGUAAGGACUCUAUCCCCUACUCCCAAUUCCUCCGUCUACGCCGCAUCUGCUCCCAGGAUGAGGUGUUCCACACCAGGGCAUCGGAAAUGUCCUCAUUCUUCAGGGAACGUGGGUUCCCCUCCCCUCCUAUAGAUGAGGCGCGCACCAGAGUCUCUUCCAUACCCCGUAACACUGCUCUCUCCCCAUCCCCCCCACUCGCAACAAGAGCAGAGUCCCCCAUGUCCUCACGUUUCACCCCACUAGCCGUCAUACACAACAAAUAGUCCUCCGUCAUUUUCGCCACGUGCAACGUGACCCCAUCACUCGCCACAUCUUGCCAUCUCCCCCCGUCUGCCUUCCGCAAAGACCGCUCCCUCCGUAACUCCCUUGUCAAUUCUUCCCUUCCCUCCCGUACCACCCCCUCCCCGGGCACUUUCCCAUGCAACCGCUACACUUGUCACUUUACCUCCCCCGUCGACUGCAUUCAAGGACCCAAGCAGUCGUUCCAGGUGCGACAGAGGUUCACUUGCAUCUCCUCCAACCUCAUCUAUUGCAUCCGCUGCUCUAGAUGUCAGCUGAUCUACAUCGGUGAGACCAAGCGUAGGCUUGGCGAUCGUUUCGCCGAACACCUCCGCUCGGUCCGCAUUAUCCAACCUGACCUCCCGGUGGCUCAGCACUUCAACUCCCAUUCCGUAUCUGACCUCUCUGUCCGGGGCCUCCUCCAUGGCUAGAGUGAGGCCCACCGUAAAUUGGAGGAACAGCACCUCAUAUUCCCUUUGGGGAGUCUGCAUCCUGGUGGCAUGAACAUUGAAUUCUCACAGUUCUGUUAGCCCAUGCUGUCUCCACCCCUUCCCAGCUCUACCUCAGCCCUCGGGCUCCUCCUUUUUCCUUUCUUCUCCCCGCCCCCACCCCCCAUCAGUCUGAAGAAGGGUUUCGGCCCGAAACGUUGCCUAUCUCCUUCGGUCCAUAGAUUCUGCUGCACCCGCUGAGUUUCUCCACCAUUUUUGUGUACCUUCGAUUUUCCAGCAUCUUCAGUUCCUUCUUAAACAACAUGCUGCCUGUCCCGCUGAGUUGCUCCAGCACUCUGAAAUGUCACCCAGGGCCGGCCUUAGGAGAUGCGGGGCCCAAUUGGGAAAUGUUUUCGUAUACAUAUAUAAAUAAAUAACUAUGAUUGAGUCACGUGUUGUGAGUAACAUAACAAUUCGGGGAAGAGUUCCUUUCACAGCAUGUGGGGAAUCUAGCCAGGGGUAAAGUUGCGAGGAGGGAAAGAGCGAUGAGAAGGAGGGGUUAGGGUUCAUGUCUGUAACACUCACUCACCGCUGCCCCGGCGCUCCGGGCGCUACUGCAUUGUGGCCGGGGAGGGAAGCAGCUCGCCUGGCUACGAGUGGCUUCCAUCACCGGACAGCGGAACCGACUGCCAUCUCAGCUUCUGCCGGCCCGCUCACAUCUGGCAGAGUUCUCCGUCUGAACAGUGAGGGGACCAGCUCACGAGCAAAGAUCAUAGAGCGGGUGAUGGAUAACAUCACAGCGGGCGGUGGAGCUUAGUCAUGUGUCAGCGCGAACAAGGGAUCAAUUGACGUUACGCGUAGCGACUGGAGAAAAGACCCUUCUUUAGACUGAACUGAACCCUUGUCGGUGAGAGUGUGAUUGUCUGAAGAAGGGUCUCGAUCAGAACCACAACGCUAUCUCCAAAGCCCCUGCCCGUCCCGCUGAGCCACCACAGACACGGAGUUCAAGGUAGACACGGGGAUCCACCUUCAACUUCAGAGCCAAACAAAAAACAGAGUGCUGGAGGAACUCAGCGGGCAAGGCAGCACCCGCGGAGGGAACACAUGACUUAUCAGGAGCAGCCACGGGCCAGGGCUCUUCUCCCCCCCCCCCCCCCCCCCCC
Molecule: messenger RNA, 5275 nt
Organism: Leucoraja erinaceus (little skate)
Lineage: Eukaryota; Metazoa; Chordata; Chondrichthyes; Rajiformes; Rajidae
Product: zinc finger protein 135-like
Exons: 1
Coding region: 1128-2516 (462 amino acids)
Source: RefSeq, a predicted model, not a curated record